This is a messenger RNA of Eriocheir sinensis (Chinese mitten crab), 8169 nucleotides long. Its product is annotated as A disintegrin and metalloproteinase with thrombospondin motifs 2-like. The record is from RefSeq and is a predicted model, not a curated record. The transcript is spliced from 22 exons. Gene Ontology annotation, cellular component: extracellular matrix. Gene Ontology annotation, molecular function: metalloendopeptidase activity. Gene Ontology annotation, biological process: extracellular matrix organization; proteolysis. Bases 2546 to 7456 code for a protein of 1636 amino acids. NCBI's taxonomy places the organism in Eukaryota, Metazoa, Arthropoda, Malacostraca, Decapoda, Varunidae.
UGGUGGGCGGGAGGGGGAACUAGACGUGUGUUUCUACGCUGUCUGCUCACUGUGCGACCCCACCACGCUGCUGCUGCUGACAUCUGACUUAGACUCCGUUCACAGAGUCGUGUAAUCUGCCAGUCUGUCAAUCAAUCAGUCAGCCAGUCAGUCAAUCAGCCAGUCAGUCAAGCCUCCAGGACUCGAUACAGCCUCCAGUUUAGAAAGGAAAGAAGGAAGGAGAAGAAAAAGAAGGAAGAAGAAGAAGAGGAAUAUCCGUUUAGAGGAGAGGAAUGAAAUGAAAAGAGGAAAGAGAGGGGAGAGGAAGAGGGCAAAUAACAAGAAAAAAAUAUGUAGUGUAAAUACGUAGAAAGGAAGGAAGGAAGAGGAAAAGGAAGAAAAAGAGGAGAAGAGAGGAGAAGAGAAGAGAAGAGAGGGUGAAAGAAAAUAAGAAGAAAAACAUAUGACGAUAAAGAAAGAAAAACAAAAGAAGAAGAAAUAAUAACAAGAAGAAGAAAAACGAGGACAAGGAACAAGAAAGAAGAAGACAGAGAAGCGGAAGAUAAAAGAAAAAGGUAAAUAAGAAAGAAAGAAAUAGGAGAAGGAAAAGAAAACAAACCAAAGGAGAGAAAGGCGAAAAAGAAAGAAAUCAUUGGAAAAGAAGUUAAGUUUUAUCUUCAGUGACUUAGGAAAGGAAGAAGAAAAAGGAAGAAAAGGAAAUAAAAAGGAAGAAAAAAGAAAAUGUUUGUUAGUGAAAAAAACCUCGUGUGAAAAAGAAAGAAAGAAAGAAAGAAAGAAAGAAAAGAAAUAUUGAAAAGAUAAUCUAUACGUGAGAGAGAGAGAGAGAGAGAGAGAGAGAGAGAGAGAGAGAGAGAGAGAGAGAGAGAGAGAGAGAUGAUGAAACAAACAAACAAACAAACAAGAUACGAUAAAUAAGAAAAAGAAAGAAAGAAAGAGAGAGAGAGAGAGAUGGAAGGAAAGAAAAAAGUGAUUGAGUGAGAGAAAAAGUAAAAAAAAAAAGAAAAAAAAAGUGUGAGAGUGAGAGUGCAUCAUCCUGUGUGUGUGUGAGAGAGAGAGAGAGAGAGAGAGAGAGAGAGAGAGAGUUAAAACAAGAAGAAAAAUAAAGAAAAUAACAGAUUGAUAGAUAAAGAGAGAAAGAAAGAGAGAGAGAGAGAGAAGGAGAAAGUGAAAAAAAAAACGAAAAAAAGAAAGAAAGAAAGAAAGAAGAGAGAGAUAAGGAAAUCAAAGGAAGGAGGAGGAGGAGGAGGAGGAGAUAAGAGUGAAUUGAAAAGAGGGAAAAAGGGAUAAAAGGAAAUUGAUAAAGAUGGCGAUAGAAAAGCGAAUGAGAGGAUAAAGAAAAAAAGAAAAAAAGCUGAAAUAUAAAAGGAAAACGAAAUAAAAGUGAGUCAAAAUAGAAAUAAGGAAAAUAAAGAAAGAGGAGUUGGAGGAAAAUGAUAAUAAAUGGAUGAAGAAAAUAAAAUAAGAUAAAGCAGGAAAGAAAACAGAUACAAAAAUUAUGUGAAAGAAAACGAGAGAAAAAGAGAGAGGAGGAAAAACAAAGGAAAGAGAAACAAAGAAAAAUAUAUAGUUAAAGAAAGUGAAAGAAAGGAGGAAGAAGAAGACGAAGAAGGAAAAAAGGAAAACCAAGAAAAAAAGAGGAAAGGAAAAUAGAGAAAAAUAGAAAGUGGAGAGAAAAGUGAGAGAAGGAAAGAAAGAUAAUGAACGAGAAAGUGAAAUAGAGAGAGAGAGAAAGAAAGAAAGAAAAAGAAAAAUAUACAGAACAAAAGAGUUUAAAGAAGAGGAAGAGGAAAGUGAGUUCAACGUUCCUCUUACCUGUCCAAGAGGCAAUUAGCUGCACCUACCUGGCCGCCAAGAGGAUAAAGAGGACCUUUCCCUCCCUCUCACAUCCCUCUCACCUCCUACUUUUCCUCUUUUUUUCCUCUUCUCUUGUUCCUCUCUCCCUUCCUCUCACAUCCCUCUCAGAUCCCUCUCACCUCUUAAUUUUACUCUUUUUUUCCUUUUCUCCUCUUGUUCCUCUCUCCCUCCCUCUUACUCUUACUCACAUUUAUCUUUUUCCUCUUCCUCUUAAACUUCUCUCCUCCCCUCUCACAUCCCUCUCAGAUCCCUCUCAUCUCCUACUCUUAAACUUAUUUCCCCCUUUCCUCUUCCUCUUAAUCUUCUCUCCCUCCCUCUUACAUCCCUCUCCAUUCCCUCUCAUCCUCUCGAAUUCCUCUUUUUUCCUCCUCUUACUUAUCUUUUAUCUUCCUAUUCCUCUUCUUUUUUUUCUCCCUCUCUCUUCCCUCUCCUAUCAUCUUCUCUCUCCAUCUUCUCCUAUUCCUCUUUCCUCCUCUUAUUUCUCUCUCUCUAUUCCCUCUCAUAUUAUAUUCCUUUUUUUAUUUCUCUCUCCCUCUCCAUCCCUUUCCCUCCCUUCUUUCCCUCCCUCUCAAUUUCCUCCCUAUCCGUUUCCUCUCCCUCUCCGUUUCCUCAUCUCUCCACCAUGAUAAUACCUAAGUGAGAGAGAGAGAGAGAGAGAGAGAGAGAGAGAGAGAGAGAGAGAGAGGUAGCCAUGGCGACGACUCUCCACUUACGGCAUCCACCUCUCCUCCUCCUCCUCUUCCUCCUCCUCUUCCUCCUCUUCUUCCUCCUCCUCCUUGCCCCGCCCUCCGUCGCCUCCUCCCUCGCCAAGGUCUCAGGAGAGGAAGAAGUCACCACCAACACUAACACCAAUACCAACAGCAACAACAGAGACCCCAGCGAGGAUGACAGCGUGUGGGGCGGCGGCGUAGCGUCAGGCGGCGAGGAACUGCCCGUAGCGAAGACCCGAGUCGUGUACCCGUUCAGGACAGACCAACACGGGCAUGUUAUCUCCCCUUACGUCAACGGCGGCCCCAGACACACGCCCCGCUUCCGUAGAGACGCCCCCCCUGCACGCCCUCACCACGCCCGCAGAAGAAAGAGGGUACGAAGAGCUGAGGUUGAGGAUUUGUGGCGUGAAGAAGAGGAGACUGUUGUGGAGGAGGACACGUUCAUCGCUGCAGCUGACGGCGAGGGCGACAAACUCUACAUCAUGAUCAACAACGAGGACGAGGAGCUUUUUCUGAACCUGACGGCCAACACGCGGCUGGUCACGCCCUACACCGUCAUCGAGUGGGUGCUGGAGGGCGGCCGAAGGGUCCUCAAAACGGCCUCCUUCUCCUCCUCCUCCUCCCCUACCUGCUUCUACACGGGACGCCUCAACACCUCCUCCCACUCCCUCGUCGCCGUGAGUAACUGUGACGGUCUGACGGGCUACAUUCAGACCAGGGACGCGGGCUACUUCAUCGAGCCGCUCCGUAGGAAGGGCGUGCCUGCUAGCGGGGACUCCGAUGAUGACGAUGAUGAUGCCUCGCCCGGGCCGCAGCCUCACCUCAUCUAUAAAGUCGAAGCCGUUACGAGUCGCCUAAACCUCUCCCUUCAGCAAGACCAGGAGUUUCAAGGCGAGGAGGAGACUGAGAAUGAGUUCGAAGAUGCUACCGACGCCCUUCACCUCGAGCCUCAAGUCCAAGGUCCCGAGGAUGAGGAUGAGGAUGAGGGCCGCAGGAAGAUCGAUAUGCCACACGGAGCUCGGGUAAAAGAAGGAGAGAAAGAAGAAGGGAAGAAGGAGAAGGAGGGGGAAGAAGCAGCAGCGACGGUUCUUGAAAUAAUUCAUGAAUUAAAUCGGAAAAGGAGAGGAACUUUGUCCUCCCAUUUGGUUCCGACGCGGCUUGGGAGAGAAAAGAGGAGCGAGGAGAAGGAGGAGGAGGAGGAGGAAGAAGAGAAGCGGAAAGUGAGCGCACAGGAAAGGAGGAAGAAAGUGGAAAAAGUGGAAAAAGACGACGACGAAGAAAGCACCACAGAAGAAAAGAAGAAAAAAGAAGACGAAGAGGAGGAGGAGAAGGAGGAAGAUGAGGAAGAGGGUGCGCUGGAGAGAUCGAGUAGGAGGAGGAGUAGGAGGCGGAGGUGGUCGGACAGGCUACCGAAGUUCCUAAGACGACCGAAGUUUGCGGCGACGACUUCGGAUAGACGCAGCCGUUCCGCGCACGACGACCAUCUGCAGGACCUCGGUCUCCACCACCAAGAGGAACGACAUCGAACUCGAAGAAACCAGGCGGAAGACGAAGACAAAGAGGAAGAAGAGGAGGAAGAAGAAGAGGAGGAAGAAAAACACAUCUCCACGCUUGAGGAACUAAAGAACGAAGGAGGAAACGAAGGAAAUCAGAUAGACAACCCCGAUAAUAAUAAUACUAAUAGAAGGAGGAAAGAAAGGAAGGGAAAGAGCAGGAAUGGAAGAAGAAACAGAGCGUGCAAGAACAGAGAUGAUGGAGGAGGAGGAGGAGCAAGAGGAGGAGGAGAAGACGCCGUAAAUGAGGAAGUGGAAGGCAAAACGGAUAACGAAAAUGGAUGCAAGAAAAAAGUCGGAGAAAGAAGACGAAGAAUCAUGGAGGAGAGAGCGAGGAGAAGAGCGGAAAAGAGGAGGAGGAGAGAAGAGAGGAGAAGAGAGAAAGAGCAAAGGAAGCUGGAGAUGAGGAAGAAGAAGAGGCUGGAGAAGAGGAAGAGGAUGCAAGAGUGUCGGGAGAUGAAGCAAGGAGAUGAGGGGUCGGGGGAUGCUGAGAACUGCGAGAUGGAAGACGAGGAGAGGAGAAGAGAAAGGAGGGAUAGGAGGAGGGAAGAGAGGCAGCGGAAGAGACGAGAGAGGCAGAGGAAGAAGAGGAAGAAAAAGAAGAGAAAGAAAACACAGGAGGAGGAAGGGGAGGAAGAGGAGGAGGGAGAGAAAGGCGGAAGUCGCAACGGGGAAGAUUUGGAUGCAACUUCUUCUACGUCACGGACAAUCUCCUCGCGAAUCUCGGACCCCUUCGAAGGCCUUUCCUGGGACGGAUAUUCUCCUGAUAUGUGGGAGACGCAGGUGGCGGCAGGUUCAUCGGCCCUGGAGGAGGAGGAGUGGAAGGCGGCGCCGGAGGAGGAGGACCCGGAGAAGUGGCUGGAGUUGGUGGUGGCCGUGGACCGCAGCGUCAUCACCUUUCACGGCGACGAGGCGGUGGAGCGAUACGUCUUCACGCUCUUCAACAUCGUGAGCGCCAUCUACGAGGACCCUUCCCUGGCCUCCAACCUCCAUCUUGUUAUGCUCAGGAUCAUCUUUUACAAGGACGCCUCGCAGGACCAGGUCCGCGAGGGUCACGCCAAGAAGUCCCUGGAGGCGGUGAACCGGUGGGCGGAGCGGCUGCACCGAGUGUCCCCCGCGGCGCUGCGCCACGACCUAGGGGUGUGGCUAACAAGAGAGGACUUGGGCGGCCCCUCCGGCUACGCCCCCGUGUCCGGCGUGUGUCAGCCCGCCCGCUCCUGCACACUCAACAGGGAUGAGGGUCUAACGUCUGCCUUCAUCAUAGCCCACGAGAUGGCCCACGUCCUGGGCCUGAGCCACGACGGGGACCCAGUGGCCGGCAAUACGUGUCAACAGGAGGGUUACCAAGGCUCCGUCAUGGCCCCGCUGGUUGCUGCCACAUUCAGCAGGUUCCACUGGUCGUCCUGCUCACGCUCCGAGUACCACGCCAAGGCCAAGAACUGGUCGUGCCUGACAAACAAGCCGAGCUGGGAGAACGCCACCACGGUCCAGUCCACCAUCCACUACGAGUACUCCCUCGACGACCAGUGCAGGAUGGAAUUCGGCAACGGGUACGGCCUCUGCGGCGUGAUGGGCGGCACGGACCCGUGUACCCACCUGUGGUGCAGCAACAGCACGACGCCGCAGCACUGCAAGACCAAGAAGGGACCGCCGCUGGAGGGGACGGCGUGCGGCGAGCAGAAGUGGUGCCGGCAUGGGUUCUGCGUCACCACGGGGCAGGAGGUGGAGGAGGAGGAGGUUUCGGGCGAGUCCCCAGUGAGGCACAACCCCAGGGACGGUGGCUGGGGGGACUGGAGCACCUGGGGACCUUGUUCGCGGACCUGUGGGGCUGGUGUUGCCUUCAGGACCCGACUAUGUGACAACCCGACGCCUGCGUGGGGCGGGCGGAGGUGUCGCGGGAAGAGAGAGGAGUGGAAGAUAUGUGGUGGUGAGGAGUGCCCGCUGCCUCGCCUCGACCUGCGCGCGCAACAGUGCUCCAUCCUCUCCCGCAUUGCUGAAUUGGACCCCCGCCGCGCCGCCCUUACCUGGCUGCCCUACGAACCCAAGCGGAAAAGGAAGAGGUGCCGUAUCUCCUGCUACAGCCACGCCACCAACGAGGUCUACAUUGGGCGGGAGUUCGUGGUGGACGGGACGCCUUGCUCCUACGACGAACCUGAUGACAUUUGCGUGCAGGGCAAGUGUGUGGCUCUGGGGUGCGAUAACAAGGUGGGGUCCCGUGAACGAGUGGACGAGUGUGGCGUGUGCGGCGGGGAUGGGGCGACCUGCGCACGACACACCCACACCUACACCCAGACACCCCCGCCGGAAUACAGUCACGUCGCUACCCUCCCCGCCGGCGCCUGGAACAUCGUGAUACAAGAGGAAGCAGCGACUCUCAACUUCUUAGCUCUGAGGGACAACGCUACCACCUCCUCCUCGUCUUCCUCCUCCUCCUCUUCCUUCUCGUCAUCUUCAGCGUCUUCGUCGAGGUUCUUUCUCAAUGGUGGAAGGACGCAAGAGCCAUCGAGGUCCUUUAUAAGUGAAGGGGCCAAGUUCGUUUACACCAACAGCGGCGAGCGAGAGGCUUUGAGAGCUCGAGGCCCACUACUGCGUCCCGUGUCUCUAUUGGUACACGGGAGCCAGGCGCGUCAGGAGGUCACCGUCACCACCACAUACCUGACGCAGCUACGCCCGGAACAUUACCAGUGGGAGGUGGGGCCCUACACGGCCUGCUCGGUGACCUGUGGCGGCGGCCAGCAGCACCAAACCCUCGUGUGCCGGGACCGCCGCUCCGACCACCAGGUGUUCCACGACCGCUGCCACCAUCUGCCCCGCCCCGCCCUCAACACCACCGCCUGCAACACCUUCGGGUGCGCGGCGCGGUGGGUGACGGGGGCGUGGGAGCACUGUUCUGCCACGUGCGGGCCCGCGGGCGUGCAGCAGCGGGUGGUGUUCUGCGUGUCGCUCCCCGAGGCCGCCACCGCCAACUGGACCCAGGGCAUUGUGGACCCGCUGCGCUGCGCCGACGCACCCCGCCCCCAGGGUCGCCGCGCCUGCCUGCGUGAUCCCUGCCCCGGUGCCUGGAUGCCGCGGGGCUGGUCAGAGUGCUCCACCACGUGCGGCGAGGGGGUGCAGACGCGCCAGUGGGAGUGUGUCGGCGGCGGCGGCAACGAGGUGACGUACGAGUGUGGGCCGCAGCCGAGGACGGAGAGGGUGUGCUUCGGCUCGCCCUGCCCCUCCAGCGAGCCCUGCCUCCGGGAUGCCUCGCCCUUCUGCCAGCUGCCCGUGCUCCACCGCUACUGCCAGCUGCCGAAAUACCGCGACCUGUGUUGUCAUACGUGCGCAAAUGUGGUCUAUUAAGGUUAUGGUUAGGUUAAGUUAAGGUAAGGUAAGGGUGGGUGUGACUGUACGUACGUGUGUGUAUAUAUAUAUGGAUAGUGUUGAGAUACAUACAUACAUACAUACAUAUGUACAUACAUACAUACGUUAUACAAACAUACAGACCGACAGACAUGAAAAUAUAGAUAGAUUAAGUAGACAGGAGGAGGAGGAAGAGGAGGAGGAGGAGGAAGAAGAACAAAAAGAACAAGAAAGACACACACACACACACACACACACACACACACACACACACACACACACACACACACACACACACAGACACACACUCAAGAUGUAAGUCAAAACAUUGGUGAUGUGCUUUUCCAUGUUAUUUCCUUACAUAGACAGGAGACCCUUUUGUGUUCAGCUUGUUAGUGUGUGCGAAGAGGAGGAAGAAGAAGAGGAGGAAGAGGAGGAGAAGGAGGAGGAGGCAGUGAUGAGGAUAGUGGUGGUGGUGGUGGUUGCUUGAAAGGAAGAAAAGAAGGAAAAAAGAGAAAAAAAGAAAGUGGUUGUGGUGGAGAAAGAAAGGAGAAAGAAGGAGGAAGGAAGAAAAAAGAAAAGAAAUAAACGAAGAAAACGAAGAAACUGGAGACCGAGAUCCGUGGAAGGCAUACGAAAGAAGGAAAGAAAGAAAAGAAAGAAAGAAAGAAAGAGAAAGAAAGAAAGAGAAAAAAGAAAGAAAGAAAGAAAGA